This is a messenger RNA of Dracunculus medinensis (Guinea worm), 1794 nucleotides long. NCBI's taxonomy places the organism in Eukaryota, Metazoa, Nematoda, Chromadorea, Rhabditida, Dracunculidae. The record is from the annotation of a GenBank genome assembly.
AUGUUUAAUGGACCUCCACCAUUACCGCUACCCUCAGCAAGUGAUACAAUUAAUGAUUGUGGCCUGACAGAUCUCGAUGAUAGUAGUCGACUAACAGCAGUUGAUGGUGAUGAUUUAUUUUUAGAAAGAAGUAAAAAUUUUCAACUGAUUCGCGUCGACUUGCCAGAUUUUCAAGAAGUUAUUGGUGAAUUAAAUACUGAUAGUAGCAUUUUUUCUGAUGAAGUUGUUCGAAAUUUUCCGAAAGGGCAGCAAAAUUCUGGUGAGAAAAAAUUAGUACGUACAAUGAAUAGCUCAAUAAAUAAUGAUAUUCCAGUUAAUUGCUCAAAAAAACAACUUAAAAUUGUGAUUGCAAGUUCCAGUGAGAAUGACCAACAAAAGGAAACCAAUAAAAACUAUAUAACAGAAGUAUCAAACUUGUGUGACAAUAAAGAAAUAUCGAGCAUGUCUGAUUGUUAUUUUACCAGUGAAGUUCGUAAAAUAUCAGAAAACAGUGAAAAUUCUAAUAAAAGUGAAGAAAAUAAAAUUAGUAAUUGGAGAGAUAAGUCAGAUGUUGAAGAGCAAAAGCGUAAGGAAUUAGAAGCUGUUCAAAUUGUUCAUACGGGAAAUUCAGUCUUGCAAACAUAUGCAAUUGAGCAAGUUGAAAGGAAUAGUGGAGAAUAUGUUGACGGCAGCGACGAAUUUGGCGAUUUUGAAACUUUCGGUGAUUUCGCAAGUUGUUCACAUGAAAACGGUAAUCAAGAAAAUGAAGAGAAAAUGAAUGAAGCCGUUGAAAGAGACUGGUUGAGAAAUGAAACGAAAACUGAGCUCAGAAAUGACUGGGUAGCAGAUUUCGAUAUGGAUUUUGAUAAUGAUAAGUCUUCAGUAAGAAAAGAAGGUACAGAUUUAAAUAAUUCUGCUCAGCGAUUGGGUACAGAUGAUUCAGAUUUGGAGUUGGAUCAUGAGGAUUUACCUGAACUUAGUAAAAUUUUGGGCAUAUCACUUUGGGAUGUUGAAGAAAAUAGUGAUGAGGAGAAUGAAAUAUCAUACAACUUAUCAGGCAUUGUAGAAAAUUUGGAUGCCAUUAAUCCAGCAGCAACUUCCAUAAGGUACUGGUUCAUAUUAAAUGGAAUUGCAAUUGGUAAAUCUCUGAAACAUUUUAUUUCACAUUUUAUCGCAUUUUCAGAAUUUCAUAGGUUAUUCAAUAUUGAAUUUCAGUAUCUGGCGAUUUCACGGAAUAUGAAUUUGCCAGCCUUUGCCCAACAGCUUGGUGAUCAAGAAGUUCUUCGUCCGAUGGUAGCUAUUGAUGCCUCGGAAAAACGUCUUAAUAAAGAUGACGGCUCACCUAAUUCCAGAUCACCCGAAUUACGACAACGAUUUUCAACUUCUGUGGUAGUUGAUUCUUUAGCUGUGCCUCCAGCUCAGUUUGAUUGGGGUGAUUCUGGAUUAACGAAUCCAUUAACAUCUAGUUCGAUUUCGGCAACAUCGACGUUUCUGGAUUUAGAUUUUUUGGGAAACGUGAAUUCAACGACUCCAUCUUCCGAUUGCAUUUCAUCUGCUUUACAAAAAGAUCUGGCUGUUUUUGGGCUUGGUUCAUAUAUAUCAGAUAAUUCAUCAGUGGAAAUUUCGACUCGGCCAGAUGGAGAUGAUGCAAAAAAACCAAAUAUACUCGAGGAAUUGAUGAGGCAAAGUAAUACUGAGCGCCGAUAUACCUCACCAAAUGAACUUUCACUGGAUGCUAGAGCAUUGCAUGAUCAGCUGCCUGAUUUGGAUUACAUGUUGGCUGAUGUUCUUUUAUUUCCACUGAUUAAUCGAUGA